Molecule: messenger RNA, 1023 nt
Organism: Endocarpon pusillum Z07020
Lineage: Eukaryota; Fungi; Ascomycota; Eurotiomycetes; Verrucariales; Verrucariaceae
Exons: 7
Coding region: 1-1023 (340 amino acids)
Source: RefSeq, a predicted model, not a curated record
AUGAAGCAUCUCGAAAUCAAACCUGGGGAGAAGCCUCCUACCCGUGACUUUCCCACCGAAAAGGGGUUCUCCAAUGCCAAUCUCCAACCAGCAGAAGUCAAAGUUCAUCCUUCAGGGUCCGGUGAUGAAAAUGCGAGCAUCUUCUUCGUCGGCACGGCGACCACGAUCUUAGAAUGGGAGGGCAUUCGCGUCAUGACAGAUCCCAACUUUCUCCACGCCGGUGACCACGUCCAUCUCGGUCCAGGUGUGACAGGUACCAGAAAGACCAACCCCGCCAUUGACCUUCACGAUCUACCCAACAUCGACCUAGUUCUUCUUUCUCAUUACCAUGCCGAUCACUUCGAUCAGAAGGUGGAGGAGUCUCUCCGUCGAGACCUCCCCAUAAUCACCACACCACACGCCGCAUCCCAUCUGAAAGGCAAAGGCGAAGGUGAAGCCUUUACAGAAGUCUACGAUCUAGACUUCUACAAUAAUAUGCUAGUAGAUGUGAAGAAAGAUGGGGCCCAACCAGGAAAGAGUCCAGCAAUCAAGGUCACCGGCAUGCCAGGGAAGCAUGUGCCUUCUGGCGUCCUGGGGUCGUUGAAUGACCUAGUCAACGCCGUCCCUCCAACCAACGGCUGGAUGGUCGAACUCGGAUACAACACAAGCGGGGGAUCAGACGACAGCUUCAAAUGCGGCUACAGGAUUUACAUAUCCGGCGACACCCUAAUGGUCGAUGAGCUGAAGGAGAUCCCAGAACGCUACAAGGGCCAGAACAUCGACCUCAUGCUCAUCCAUCUCGGCGGCACGACUGUCCCUUCGCCUUCCGUGCCACUGCUGAUGAUAACGAUGGAUGCGAAGCAAGGGCUUGAGCUGGUGAGGUUAAUCAAUCCGGAUCUGACGAUUCCGAUACAUUACGAUGAUUAUGACGUUUUCCUAUCGCCGUUGUCGGAUUUCAAGAAGGCAAUGGAGGAUGCAGGGUUGAGUAGCAAGGUGGUUUAUUUGGAUCGGAAAGACCAAUACAAAUUCCAAGUGAAGCAGUGA